Messenger RNA from Porites evermanni, 708 nucleotides. Lineage: Eukaryota; Metazoa; Cnidaria; Anthozoa; Scleractinia; Poritidae. The record is from the annotation of a GenBank genome assembly.
GUUGACUUUGCUAACUGUCUUAUUGGUGGAGGUGUUUUGGGCGGUGGUCAUGUUCAGGUAUUUAGUUACAUGUAUGUCACUUUUAGCCUUUCUGGGUCCUUUGUCUUAAGGCUGUUUCAGGGUCAAGGAGGCAAAAAGUGAAUUACUUACCAAUACUUUUUACUUACUGUCACAUGUGGCACAUGCACGAGUAUGCGAGUGGGCACGUGAGCUAAUUUGGCAAACUUUUUAACGAUGUUUAGUGUUGUUCCCUGAAGAAGGCAGCAUUGCCGAAACGUCAGUUAAGACUGUUUUGAACUGUGUUGAUUUUACAAUUUUCAAAUUAAAAUUAAGGCAAAAAGUAUACCCUAUUGAUCAACACAUCCCCACAUAGCCCAUGUAUAUGUUGUGGUUCAAUUUUAUCCUUGGUUUAAUUUUGAUUUUCCUUUGUUUUUGGGACGUAUGUUAAUGUAUGCGAUAAUGAAUUUAGAACAAAGGAAAAUAAAAAUUAAGCCAAGGAAAAAACUGAACCACAAUAUAUACAAGUACCCACCCUCCCCUGGUACCAUAAUAAAAAUUUAUUUUAUAUUUGAUACAAAAUGUACUGAUAAUCUUGUAAUUUGGUGUAUGUUGUGAUUUCAGGAAGAGAUAAGAUUUUGUAUAAAUCCAGAGUUGCUUGUGGCUCAGAUGUUCAUGGAAGCCAUGCAAGACAAUGAAAGCAUUGUGAUC